This is a messenger RNA of Triticum aestivum (bread wheat), 3039 nucleotides long. RefSeq lists its product as uncharacterized. Lineage: Eukaryota; Viridiplantae; Streptophyta; Magnoliopsida; Poales; Poaceae. Bases 1689 to 2705 code for a protein of 338 amino acids. The record is from RefSeq and is a predicted model, not a curated record. The transcript is spliced from 3 exons.
UGGUGAUUCAUCGAACUCAUCUAUAAUUGCAUCUGUUGAUAUUCCAACCGCAAUCUCCUUUUCGAUAUAAAUUAUGAGGCAAUCCCUUAGAAAUCCAUCUUCCAUUUUAGUCUGAAGCCUUGUCUUCACAAGUUCCAUGGCAGAAAAUGCAUGUUCUGUCGUCUCCGUUGAAACUGGUAGAGUAAGAACAAGUCAAAUCAGUCUGUUCACGAAGAAAUAGUUACUCCCUCCGAUCCAAAUUAUAUGUCGCAGCUUUAGUACAACUUUGCACCAAAGCUGCGACAAUUAAUAUGGAUCGGAGGGAGUGGUACUUUUAGCAAUGAUUAUACCAACUACUUCCGUGGUAGGUUUGAGGCUUGGAGACAAGGAACUAGACACCUAUGUGAACAAAUUUCUCCAGUGUGAAUGCUUAUAUUCUACUGAAACUGGAAUCCUGCAUUGCUACGUGCUUAUUGUUCCUGGAGUAGGGACCCAAAAGAUAACAGUUUAGCCUUAAGGUGUGAUUCCUUUGUGUUAAGUGUAGUUAACACCUAUCAUGGUUAUUGAUGUUGAGCAAUCCCUAAAUAAGAUCCCACGCUCAAUAGCUAUAGCAACGGUUGAAUGCUGUAAUACCGUAUUGUUAUGUCCUCUAUUUCCUAUACAUUAUGUGAAAAAAAACUAAUCUCUUAUGAAGUUACUUCAUUUGUUCCAAAAACCUUUUUUCGUAAAAGGCAAGAGCUCUGACAUGCAAUAUAAGGGGAAAUAAUACGUUGUGUACAGGGAAGCCCAAUGCCAAAGAAAGACGAGAACAACAAGAACCAAAAUAGGAAAAAUAAAAACCUCUGAACUGGACACAGCUGGCUUGGAGAGGCGAGCCAAAACAGCAGGCCUAUGUCAUAUACUCGUAACCGUAGGAAAGAGCGUCAACCUGUGGGAGGUGAUUGUUAAGCUUCAUUCACUAGCCAACUCAUCCAAAAGUCCAAACUUAUGGAAAGGGCUAGGCAAUCCACAUCAACACCCCCUCUCACAUGUGACACGUGAAGUCAACACGUGAAUAGACUCAGAGGUAUGGCUCAAGAGGCCUAUACGUGGACACAGAGGGGGGCAGCAGAUUUUUUUUGAUAAAUUGUGAAAGCCAGGACUUGAACUCAAGACCUUAGACCCUGAUACCAUGUUAAGCUUCAUGCACUAGCAAACGCAACCAAAAGUCCAAACUUUUUGAAAGGGCUAGGCAAUCCACAUACACACUUCAACAGUGAUCGCGUCUCGAGUGAUGAGGUCUUGUUAUGUCUCUUCGAUCUCUAAUGCAAAGCUUUGACUGCAGUUUCCAACCAUAAUAUGUCAUAAAGAUAACAAAAAGUGCAUAAUAUGCAAGAAAAAUCUAAUGACAUACUCCCUCCAUCCCAAAAUAAGUGUCUCAACUUAGUAUUUUUAGCUUUCGCUGUUUGUUCUGACGACACCAAAUAUCAGUGUUGUAUCUGCUUAUUCAUUGAGGCCAUAUGUUAUACUUCCUUUUUUAAAACAGAAGGUUAUUGUUGUUGAGAAAUAAGCUACCGUGGAGAAACCCAUAUGCCACAUGUUUUAGUAGGUUAGAUAUUCUCUUGUCUGUACUAAUAUGGGAGCCGUGGUGCUGAAAACAUUGCCAUACAUGUGUCAAGCUACCGCAUUUAUACAUUUGGCUGAAUAAACUGGUUAUCUUAGGAGUUAGGAUGAAGUCUAAGACGAAUAGGGGCAUACAGAAGGCAGGAAGAGUAGAUCAUCUCCAAGGAGGACCAAACUGGAUUCUUGUUGCCGGAGGAGUUUUACUAAGCACUUUCUCCGUCAAACUUGGAUGCAAAUUAAAGCAAAUGUUUGAUACGAAGCAGCAGAAUGGCUUUUCCAAAGCCGAAAGUAGGCCUGGAGGAUGUGAAUUGCACUCAAACCUAUGCAGGUUUCGUGGCCAAACUAGCUGCUACUAUUGUAUUUCAGGGCAUUCAGAUGGUGGAGUGGAAGUCAAGCAUCCUCCUGCAAGUCCAUCAAAAUCAGCUGAACCCUCGCUUCCACUUGUGAAAAUACCAGUGCAAGAAUCAAGCAAGGACAACAGUGGCGUCAUGUGGAUAUCAUCACCUGACCGCCUUGAAGAUCCUCGUAAACCAUUUCAGUACUCAAACAGUUCUGGCUCCCCACGUGUUUCAGAGUCAGGAUCUGACAUUUAUAGCAAGAGAGAGGUCAUACAGAAGCUGAGGCAGCACCUGAAAAGACGUGAUGAGAUGAUCAUGGAGAUUCAAGCUCAGAUUGCUGACCUUAAGAACUCUCUUGCCAUCCAGGAGAAGCAGUCGUCUAAUUUGCAGUCUCAGCUGGAGUCUGCUAACCGAGAUAUAUUUGAUUCUGAGCGAGAGAUCCAGCAUCUGAGGAAGAUCAUCACAGACCAUUGUGUUGGCGAAGCACUCUCUCACGAUAAGCCGUUGCAUGUUGGACACUGGCAGUCAGAUGCCACCAAUGGGCAUGCUAAUGGCUACGCCAAUAGCAGCGUCGGUGACCCUGAGCUGCAUUUUAUUGGUAUUGGGAAGAAGAAAGAAGAGUUGGAGAGGAUGGAGAUGCUCAAGAGGGAGGUGGGUGAGCUGAAGGAAGUUAUCGGAGGGAAAGACUUCUUGCUUCACAGCUACAAGGAGCAGAAGGUCGAGCUCUGUUCUCAGAUCAGGGAAUUGCAGGAAAAACUCUCCUCGCAUGUGCCGAACAUAUUGUAGGAUCUACUGGUAAUGUUCGUUCGCCAAAGGAGCAGCAGCUGUAGCCCUGUUCCCAUGCGGUCUUGCACAGGCCGAAUCUGUCGGUGCACAGGCCGAACAUCCUAGGGUAUUUGCAGAAUGUUAGGCUGAUUGGUUUCUUUCUUUCUUCUUGGACCUAGGGUAGCUAAAUUAAUGGGAAGUUGAUACUCCAGACUUACGGUGCUGUACUUUCUUUUUUGGUUUGCAGGCACCUCUGUGUGAUGUUUAGAGAAAUAUCCUUUCCUAUCUAAUGUGUGGUCGGUGACAUUUCUAUGUAACUUUUUUCAACAAAGAGUGGAUUUUUAUUGGCUUAAAA